Messenger RNA from Notothenia coriiceps (black rockcod), 3912 nucleotides. RefSeq names its product amyloid beta A4 protein-like. NCBI's taxonomy places the organism in Eukaryota, Metazoa, Chordata, Actinopteri, Perciformes, Nototheniidae. The transcript has 13 exons. The annotation marks the transcript as partial. Gene Ontology annotation, biological process: central nervous system development; axonogenesis. The record is from RefSeq and is a predicted model, not a curated record. Gene Ontology annotation, molecular function: signaling receptor binding; serine-type endopeptidase inhibitor activity; signaling receptor activator activity. Gene Ontology annotation, cellular component: cell surface; plasma membrane; early endosome.
CUUUACCUCCUGGCAGUACUGCAGGAGGUGUACCCAGAGCUGCAGAUCACCAACGUAGUGGAGGCCAACCAGCCAAUCAGCAUCCAGAACUGGUGCAAGAAGGGCCACAAGCAGUGUCGCAGUCACAUGCACAUCGUGGUGCCCUACCGCUGCCUGGUGGGAGAGUUUGUGAGUGACGCCCUGCUCGUGCCUGACAAGUGCAAGUUCCUGCACCAGGAGCGCAUGGACCAGUGUGAGAGCCACCUGCACUGGCACACCGUCGCCAAGGAGUCCUGUGGAGACCGCACCAUGAAUCUCCACGACUACGGGAUGCUGUUGCCGUGCGGUAUCGACCGUUUCCGAGGAGUCGAGUUUGUGUGCUGUCCGGCAGAGGCGGAGCGAGACGCCGACAGCGCCGAGAAGGACGCUGAUGAUUCCGAUGUCUGGUGGGGUGGAGCGGAGACUGAUUACUCUGACAACAGUAUGGUGCGGGAGCCGGAGCCAGUGGAGCAGCAAGAGGAAGCGAGGCCAUCUGUGGUGCAGGAGGACGAGGACGAGGAAGAGGAGGAGGAGGAGGAGGUAGCCCCGGAAAAGAACGAGGAAGCAGCAGCAGAGGAUGAGGACGAGGAAGAUGAGGAAGAGGACGUGCUGGAUAACGACCAGGAUGGAGACGGAGAGGAGGACGAAGAGGCAGUGGAGGAGGAGGAGGAGGAAGACGAGGACGAGGAGGAGGGAGAUGACGUCGUGCUCGACACAUUUGAAGAUGACGCCGACGAGCCCACCACCAACGUUGCCAUGACGACCACCACCACUACCACCACCACCGAGUCUGUGGAGGAGGUUGUCAAAGAUGUGUGCUGGUCCAAUGCAGAGACCGGUCCGUGCCGGGCCAUGCUGCCCCGCUGGUUCUUUGACCCCCAGGAGGGCCGCUGUGCUCAGUUUAUCUACGGCGGCUGCGGAGGCAACAGGAAUAACUUUGACUCAGAGGAGUACUGCCUGUCUGUGUGCAGCAGCGUCAGUAAGUCUCCAUUAGCAGCCGGUGUGUCUCUAACCCUCGCUUUUAACUCCCUUCCUGAAAUAAAUCCCCCCGCCCUUCCUCUGCCCCUCACCACCUGUCAUCUUCUGCUGCAGCCUCGCCACGUCUUCAGCCUGCUGAAGAAGUACGUUCGUGCCGAGCAGAAGGACCGACAGCACACCCUCAAACACUACGAGCACGUCCGCAUGGUGGAUCCCAAGAAGGCUGCGCAGAUCAGACCUCAGGUAGUGACCCACCUGCGCAUCAGUGAGGAGCGUAUGAACCAGUCUAUGGAUCUCCUCUACAAGGUGCCCGGGGUGGCCGACGACAUCCAGGACCAAGUUGAGCUCCUGCAGAGGGAGCUGGCGGAGAUGGCCCAGCAGCUGGCCAACAUGCAGACGGACGUGAGGGUGAGUUACGGCAACGACGCCCUGAUGCCGGACCAGGAGCUGGGAGACGGUCAGAUCGAGCUGCUGCCCCAGGAGGACUCGCUGAACCUGGGGGGGGUGGGCUUCAUCCACCCUGAGAGCUUCAACCAGCCCAACACAGAGAACCAGGUUGAGCCAGUGGACUCUCGCCCCAAUUUUGACCGAGGCAUUCCCACACGACCAGUGACUGGAAUGAAGAUGGAGGCGAUGCCCGAGCUGAGGAUGGAGACGGAGGACAGACAGAGCACCGAAUACGAAGUCCACCACCAGAAACUGGUCUUCUUCGCAGAGGACGUUGGCUCCAACAAGGGCGCCAUCAUUGGCCUGAUGGUGGGAGGCGUCGUCACCCCUCCCCCCCCCCCUCUUUUGGCUCCCUUCCAGGUGGACGCGGCCGUCACCCCCGAGGAGCGCCACCUGUCCAAGAUGCAGCAGAACGGCUACGAGAACCCGACCUACAAGUUCUUCGAGCAGAUGCAGAACUGAGGAGAAUGUCACACACAUUUAACACACACACACACACACAUCUCCUCCCACACAUCAAACACCUCCCCUCUCUCCUUCCUCCCCUAUGUCUCCAAAUAAGGCAGGUCAUUGUGACUGAAAUAGUCAGUUACGACGAUCAAACGGAGCGACUGUAGCCAGGGGUUCCUUGCGUUCCCUCCUGGGCGGGACCGCGUUCGUUCACGUCAUCGGAGCGAGACGCCUUUUAAUCAAAGCCCCGUGUUUUUAUGUAGCUCCGCCUUGGCCUGCUGAUGUAUGAUAUAAAAGAAGGCCCGCCCAGUGCAGAGAAACAAACCCACCCGUUGGGGAAAGGAGCGCUUUCUCUCCCCACUGAUUCAGGGUUGGUGUGUUGUUGGGUUCUUCAGUGUCCGAGGUGUGGAGAAUCUGACCUCUGAUCAGUGGGAUUUAAGACGCAUGCUGACCCUGGGCUUCAUUUAGAAAAAAGAGCCACAUCAUUAGUUGUCUCAUAUUCUUUUUACUGAUUAUACAUAAUAAAAUAUAGGCUUAAAUCAAAGAUAUUUUUCUAAAUGAAGCCCCUCACUACUGCACUCACUCUACAGUCUACACUGGAGUAUCCCCCCCCUCCUCCUCUUCCUCCUCCUCCUCCCUCCAUUUUCUUUUAAUUUUUACGACAGCUGGGCUGUGUUAAGUCACACGAGGCUCUUAAGGAUAUUCAGAGACGCUGAUAUUAAAGAGUAUGCUGACGACGGUAGUAGUUAUGUAUUCUGAAUGAGCUGUUUUUUUUAUUUUUCUCUUUUAGUUUCCAGUUUUGUUUUUCAAAAAAGAUUGAAGAAAACAGAGGAUUAAAAAAAAAAAUAUGUAAAGUCCUUUUUUUAAAUUGCGUGUAAUGUUACUGAAGUAAUGCUGAAGUCUUAGCUGUUCCUAUGUAGUGCAUGACAACAGGAUUCGGAAAAAAACACACAAACAGAUCUUAACGCUGCUCUCUCCUGAGAUCAUUUCUCACAUAUAGAUUGUCAUUCUAGCAAGAUUGUACAUUUAGUAUCUUCUCGUGAUCACGUGACUUCAAACGAUGAAAAAUAUAUAUAAAUCUAGAUGAACGGGCUCUGCUUUGAUAUCAUGGAAAAUACACAUUUAAAAAGAGAUCUGUGAUUUUGGGAUUUAAGUGUGUUUUUCUUGUCUUUUUUCUUUGUUCCCGACGCUUCAUCUCUGUUUGCGUUUCCACGGAGAUAUAUUGAUCCUUAUGCAUCAUUUUUUGUUGAAUUCAUGUUAUGUUGUUAGUGUGAAAGGGGCAUGUUGUGGGUGUGAAGGUGACAGGGACGGGAAAUUGAAAAAUAAACGGGAGGUAUCCGGCAUGGGGGAUGGGCUAUGGGAUUACGUGUGUGUUUUGUCAUUUUCAGUCUGGUGUUUCGUCCAGUUGUAAGCCAACACCGUCUUUUAUUUUGUAAUGAUUCUUGCUGAUAGAAUAAGUGGAGAGCUGAGAGGAGGUGAGGAAGAGAGGGAAUGACUUGCAGUUACGGUUGAAUAGCCUGGCCUGCAUAUAUAUAUAAUGGAUUUUCACUCCUCUCCUUCCUUCCUCCCUCCCUUCCCCUUCCCUUUCCUUCAGGCAUGCUUUACCAUCAACACACUCCUUACUGUCGCCUGUAUACAUAUGAUGGGCAUUGAGAGAGAUUACAGCAAGUCAGGGAAUAAAACAAUCUCCCGUUCAUCUCCAUACAGUCAUACUAAAGGUUUGUCCCCAUGUUAACAUUACAUUGAAAGAAACGCAGUGAGGAGAUGGUGGGUUUUUAUGAAGGCUGCAGUGGGGUGGGUCCUUUGGUUUUCACAGUGUGCUCAUGAGACGCCCAGCAGAGGGCAGUAGAGUAGACGAGGAAGCAGGAUUUUCUUUCUAUUGUUUUUUUUUUCCUUCUCUGUGGGGUUAUAUUAUAUUGGUUUUGUUUUCCACUGUAAUAUUGUGCAGGCCAUUUGCAUCUACUGGGAAAACGCUUUCUACACUGUAUUCCAUAAUAAAGUUUUGAAUGUACAUACAGA